Danio rerio (zebrafish) is the source of this 1993-nucleotide messenger RNA. The record is from RefSeq and is a predicted model, not a curated record. Lineage: Eukaryota; Metazoa; Chordata; Actinopteri; Cypriniformes; Danionidae.
AUAAUCGAUUUAAAAGUUGAUGAGUGUGCUGUAACUGAUGUGUUUUAUGUCGUAGAACAAAACGUGAAAGUAUAUUGAGUUGGUGUUGGCCACGGACCUUAUUUGAGCGAUUUUACUGAAACCCCAUUCAAAAAACCCAUUGACUUUGGGACGAGGGAACCGGAAGUGCUAAAAUGCUAACUCGCUUCCGGGUUUUUGCAUACAAAUUGACGUCAUAGUUCCUCCACUCUAUAAUAUAGAAAACGAAGACUAAGUGAAAACAGCAGAUGGCAGUAAUGCAACUUAUGGAUGCCAGCCACAGUUAACUCCAGAAGAAGAAAACAGUCCACCCGAGUCGUCGUAAGGAGUGAAAUAUCUGGCUGAGAGCUGUCUAUUGUCAGUCACACAGACAGAAAGCUCGCAGUAUUAUUGCUUUUCUGACAUGAUUCAUUUGCGCGUCACAUCCAAUCUUAGUAGCAAAUCGCGGCGACGUGCAACGACGUUUAUCGCCGACAUUUUAGAAAAAUAAAGCUUUAAGAGACCCAACCGUCUUCAGCUGUUGUGAAGUUUACUUUAGAUCAAAUGGAUAUAAAAGAAGAAGAAGAAGACUGUGUCUCUCAUGACUCUCAGUCUGGGCCAUAUUUCACCGAACAACCGAGCCUAAAGAUUCAAACUGGAGAUAUUUUCACACCGAUCCAAAGCCUUGAAAGUCACAAAGUGAAUCACUCAGAAAAACAAACUUUUAUUUGUGCAGAGUGUGGAAAGAGUUUUACACUCAAGCGGUAUCUUAAAAAUCACAUGAAGAUUCACACCGGAGCUCAUCCUUUCACUUGUCCGGAGUGUGAUAAGUGUUUCACAAUGAAACACAGCCUUGAAACUCACUUGAAAAUUCACACUGGGGAAAAGCCAUUCACCUGCCCUGACUGCGGAAAAAAGUUCAGAUUAAAGCAAAGCCUGGACGGUCACUUAAGGAUUCACACUGGAGAGAAACCUUACACAUGUCAAGUGUGUGGGAGGAGUUUCAGAGAGAAACAAAUCCUCGAUAAGCACUUGACGAUUCACACUGGAGAAAAGCCUUACUCCUGCCCUGAGUGUGGAAAGAGUUUCAGGGUGAAAAAUUGCCUUGAAAACCACAUCAAAAUUCACACCGGAGAGAAACCUUACACAUGCCAAGAGUGUGGAAAGAGUUUCACAGAGAAACAAAACCUAGAAAGGCACAUAAGAAUUCACACUGGAGAAAAGCCUUUCGCCUGCCCUGAGUGUGGAAGAAGUUUCAGAGUGAAACAAGAUCUUAAAAUUCAUUUAAGAAUUCACACUGGAGAAAAGCCUUUCUCCUGCCAACAGUGUGGAAAAAGUUUCUCAGAGAACAAGAAACUUGAAAAUCACAUGAGAAUUCACACUGGAGAAAAGCCUUUCGUCUGCUCUCAUUGCGGAAAGAAUUUCAGAGGGAAACAAAACCUUGAAAGUCACAUGAGACUUCACACCGGAAACCAGCCUUACACCUGCCCUCAGUGUGGAAAGAGUUACAACCAACAAAAAAGCCUUCAGAUUCACAUUAGGACUCACACCGGAGAGAAACCUUUCGCUUGCGAUCAGUGUGGAAAGAGUUUCACACAACAAAGUACUCUAAAGGGUCACAUUAAGAUUCACACCGGAGAGAAACCUUUCACUUGCCCUCAGUGCGGGAAGAGUUUUAUAGAGAAAACAAAACUGGAGAGGCACAAGAAAAUUCACUCUGGAGAAAAGGCUUACACUUGCCAGCACUGUAAAAAGAGUUUUACGUUGAAGCAAAGCCUGGACAUUCACAUGAGGAUUCACACCGGAGAAAAGCUUUACACCUGCCAACAGUGUGGAAAGAGUUUUACAGAGAAACAGAAGCUCUUAUCCCACAUGACAGUUCACACUGAAGAGAAGCCUGCACUUGGCGUGGAAGUAGUUUUAGAAUGAAACAAGGCCUCAAAAGUUACACAAGAACACACUGGAUAUCUGAAAUAAAAACUGAAAUGUCACGUUG